AUGGUUAACAAUCGUCAGUCAAUUGCCCCAGCUCCAUCCCCGGAAUAUACUGAGCUUUUAAGAAGGCUCACCGCUAUGGAGGAAAGUCUCAAGACCAUGGAUUCAAACAUUGGCAUUGUCAUCAAGGGGAACAAAGAUUCAUUGGAAAUACUUGAUAGCAUUGCUGAUGCCUCUGGAGAACUUCUUGCAGUUAUUGCUCCUACCACUAUACCUGCUUCUGCUUCUGUCCCUUUCGCAGCUUCUUCCAUUAGUUCUACUCUGGAUUGGUAUACAACACCUUCUGAGGCUUUUUUUGGUAUCUCUUCUGCUGCUCCUUCUGUUGCUCCUUCUGUUGCUCCUUCUGUUGCUCCUUCUGUCACUCCUUCUGUCACUCCUUCUGUUGGUCCAGUGGUUCUUACUGGUGCAAACGCUGGUGAACUUAGUAAACAGGAUCGCACUAGAGUUUUACUGGGACUAGUUGCAGCUAACAACAGCAAGUGCAGUUGGGAUGUUAAUGUUGAUUACAGACUUCCACCUAACAGACAGCUGAUGCAUGACCUUCAUGCAUACCUGGCUCCAAAGGUUGUUGGGACUAGUGUUCGACAGGCUGAUAUUAGCAAUUGUAUCUACACAAACUUUUGUGGAACGAGAUGCCAAGUCAAGGAAUCCUAUGAAGCGCGCAAAAAGACAAAUUCUUGGUCAAGAAAAGCAGGUCGAGAGACCGAUCAUUUUGACUGUUGCGAGCUGACCUACCAUACAUUCAAGGCUGAAAUUAAUGUUGUUGUAAAUGAGUAUUGA
Messenger RNA from Phycomyces blakesleeanus NRRL 1555(-), 777 nucleotides. RefSeq lists its product as hypothetical. The transcript has 3 exons. Bases 1 to 777 code for a protein of 258 amino acids. The record is from RefSeq and is a predicted model, not a curated record. NCBI's taxonomy places the organism in Eukaryota, Fungi, Mucoromycota, Mucoromycetes, Mucorales, Phycomycetaceae.